GACCUGGGAGAAGCCUAGCGCGGUAAAUCCACAGUCUGAAAUCUAGCCGGUUUGUCGCGUAGUGACAUUGCAUACAUUCUACGUAGGUCCUUGGUUGGAGUGAUUCAGAAUUUAGAAUCCACUUCGCUGAUAUUGACAUACUACGAUUUCCAAGCACUCUCCACCUAUUCUGCAAAAGUUGUACAUUCGCCCUCAAGAACUACAUUGGUUUUGUGCUUCCCGAGGAUUUAUUUUACGCGGAUAUAUUAGCACCUGCGAAAUAUAGCUUAGAGAAAGAAAUUUCACCUGGACUGGCACUAGUUUUUCGGUUUGAUUCAGACGAAAAAUAAAUGAAUAGUUUAUCAAGGAUGUUCGACUUUGGGUCAGACUGUUUAUAUUUGAUAUAACAAGAUAAGAGAGGUUCAAAGUAUCCUCAUGGUAUUGACCGGUAUUGACUCGUCCUCUCCAGAGUGCUAAAAAGAUGAACGAAUUGCCGGUGUGGGUGGGUGGAAAGGAGAAGAUCGUUGGAGGUCUCAACCGCCACACCAGAUGCGAAGAUGUCAUCGGCAUUCUCCUCCAAGACCGUUACAAACUCUCCAAGUGCGAACUUUCCCCUGCGAACCUCGAGUGCUACGCCCUCUUCGAGAAGUGGCGAGGAUGCGAGCGUCAGCUCAGCCCACGCACGCGGAUGUAUAAACUGUGGAAGGCGUGGGGAGCGGAGCGCGACAACGUCAAGUUCACGCUGAGGAAGAGCGUCGCGAUUUCCAAACGUCGCAACAGCUUGGACAGUGAGGUUGAUGGUGACAGCGGUGGGAUUAAGCUCAGAGAUAAGACCAAGCAGGUGAGCAGCCAAGGACAGUACAACCUCAAGAAAGGUAUUGUGGCCUUUGACCUGAAGAAAAAAACUAGUAGUGGACCAGGUGAUGGUGGUGGUAGUCGCGAGAGUAAGAAGAAAGAAAAGCGGAGACGAAGUUGGGCGGAUGAGAGUGACGUUGGCUUCUCUGACGUCCGCAUUUUGUGCCCGCCGCCGUUGGAUUGUGAUUCUAGCGCGUCGACGUCCAGCUCAAGCGGUAAGGUAACCGCAGAAGGUCCGACAACACUCGCAGAGGAGGUCGAAGGGAAGACGAAACUCCCGUCAAACGAACAAGACUCUGAGGUUCUAAUUCAGAUGAUUCUUAAGCAGAGUCACCAACUGCAUAAUCUUCUAGAGACAAUAUCCACAGUGGACACAGACAUUGAGAACUAUGAAACAAUGUUACACAACCUGAGAAUGCAGGUUGAUGGUAGGAACUAUGUCCAAGAGGCCUAUCUAUCAGGUUCGGGUAAUGAUGAUGGGGUUGCUGACGGCAGUAAUAGCUCAGGUCACUGUGAUAACCCUUUUCAACAUAUGAACAUGGAGGAUCAUAAUCCUGAUUUCAACAUGCGGGUUCCACCAACACCUCACGAAGCUGCCAUUCAUGAUUUCGAGGAAUACACGGCCUUGUGCGACAGGCUCUUCCACGCGGACGAACAACUAAGACAAACUCAGGAUGUUGUUUCUGAUUUGGCCCAGGAAAUUUCCCAGCAAAGGUCACAGCAGGAGGACGAUUCUGGCGAAGUGAAACCGAACGCAAGACCGAGAAGGUACGAAAAGAAACGAGGUGCUUGUAGCACGAAGUUGAUGCACAAUCGCGCAGCGAAGGACAUCGGUUUUGCACGAACGCAGUUAGAGCGGUCGGCCGAUACCAGCAUGGCACAACGCAAGGAGAUUGACAGUUUGCAGGAUAAGCUACAUGACACUGAGAAUAUGUUUAAAGAUAAAUAUGACCGAUUGAACGAACUUACCAAUGAACUAGCGCAGUUGGAGAGGGAUGUCCAUGACAAAUCUACUGAAGAUGACGAAAUCCGCGAAUGCGUCGAGCAGAGUCAAUCGACCCCGGACAACGUGCGGAGUAAGAAUAGCUCCAUGGAAUCGAGUCUCGAUCAGGGGAUCGGUCAUGACUUCUCACCCAUCGACAUGACCAAUAGGAAAUCGCCAUCGCGGUCAUGUGACACAGACUCUAGCUCGGAUACAGGGCUGAGCUCAUUGCACAGUCAAGACGAAUCCGAGCAAAUGGUGUACAACAUUGCAGAGACCUUAGUGUAAAAUAACAUAUUCAAAUGUCACCCAAGGUGCUACGCUUAAUCUGUUGCACAUGAGGCGUCAUUUGUCUGACGUAGGCUUGCGUCAGUGACUGGCGCGGCGUUUGACAGCGCCAUGUGAGAGUAAUGACGGACACUUUGACCCAAAUUCACAAAGGAGUUUUAAAUUUAACCCAUGGUUUAAACCCUCAUGUACAUAACCCAUGGUUUAAAAUUAGUUCAAAA
This is a messenger RNA of Strongylocentrotus purpuratus (purple sea urchin), 2325 nucleotides long. RefSeq names its product ras association domain-containing protein 10. Lineage: Eukaryota; Metazoa; Echinodermata; Echinoidea; Camarodonta; Strongylocentrotidae. Gene Ontology annotation, biological process: signal transduction. Bases 461 to 2104 code for a protein of 547 amino acids. The record is from RefSeq and is a predicted model, not a curated record. The transcript is spliced from 2 exons.